Messenger RNA from Aspergillus ruber CBS 135680, 2748 nucleotides. RefSeq lists its product as uncharacterized. The record is from RefSeq and is a predicted model, not a curated record. Lineage: Eukaryota; Fungi; Ascomycota; Eurotiomycetes; Eurotiales; Aspergillaceae. Gene Ontology annotation, molecular function: protein binding. The transcript has 6 exons. Bases 1 to 2748 code for a protein of 915 amino acids.
AUGGCGUCGGGGUCUGUGCUACUUGUAGUUGUAAAUGCUGAGAAAGCAAAGAAGAGAACAAGCAAAAAAUGGUACCCUGAGACAUUAAUGGUUCAGUUGGCAAAGAAGAAUGCACAGGACACGAAAUGCCUACAGAAAGAAUGCCGCGGUCAAAACAAAGAACCCAAAGGUCCUUAUUUGGCCAGCUCCAUCACUAUAAUCCCAGAAACACUGAAUCAUAUAGAAAUCGGGAUAGUUAACUGGAAGAGACUAAGCCCCUGUACAAGUAUCCUGCCGCUAGAAUUAAUAUUUAUAAUCCUUUCCCACCUCUCUCUCAAGUCCUUGCUCGCCUUCGGCGCAACAUCGCGCAACAACUAUGAACGCCAUAUCCUGUGCGUCCGGCAUCUUCGAUUAGCCGUAUUCCAGAAGCGAAUACACUCUGUCGUAUCCUUCCUACAAGUUGGAUGGGCAGCUCCAGACGAAAUAAGUGAGUCAGGAGACGUCAAAAGCACCAAAACACAACCCUCCAUGUACACCGUCAACAUUAUCCAACCGCGUCUUCCUUUUGCUUCGACUGGUUCAUCAUCGCUCCACGAUAAAUAUGACACCAAGGACAGUCUCAAAAUACUCCAGAGAUGCAGCCGACCCAACCUUUUAAUGGAUCAAAUGAUCCGCAACCAAAACGAAAUUUUCGCCCAAUUCGUCAACCGUUAUGGGAGCUCUCUUGCAGAGCUGGAAUUCAUGGCAUACGACCUAGAUGCUCAAGGUGCUCAGGCUUUAGGCCAAAACUGCCAGUACUCACUGCGCCAUCUUGCACUGCGAUUUGAGCAUCCGCAUAUCCGCGAUGGUUUUACAAAGCCGGCAAUGUGGUUCCAACCAGCACCGGGGAGUACGGCUUGGAAUGCACUGAUCGGGAUCGGACCUCAAUAUAAACCCUGCGGCAAGAUCACAGGACUGGAAACCAUUAUCAUGGAGCGGGCAGGUACCACGCCGUGGCAACUGUCAAUGCUUGUGCAGAAUAAUCCUAAUCUGAAGACGUUGAAGUUGAGGACGUGUAGUGGCGCACAACCGGAAUUCUUGAACUGGUUAGGAGGUAUCGACAAAGGAUCAGACUCUGAGAGUAUGAGCGGUGAUUGUGAGCAUGCACCUGGUGCGCAGCUGGAGAUUCUCUGGUUGGAGAACUGUCAACAAGUCUUGGAUAGAAAAGUCGAAAAGGUUGAUAAACUGCCGGAUGAGAUUUGUGAUAUCGGUUUGGAGUGGGUAAGGGGGUUGACGGGCUUGAAGUCCCUCUCUUUCAGCGAGUGCGCCAUCUCUCCCGCCAUGAGAAAUUCCCGCGCCAACCAUCUCUGGGAAACAGCUUUCUUUAAAUUCUUCCCCAAGCGUCACUCUCGAGAAAAAGAAGAACCGCCAAGACCCCUUGAACCUGCUACUGAAAUCAACGAACUCACCGACGGCUUUUACAUGUACUCGCAGUCUCUGCUUGAAGAAGAAGCAAAAAAGAGAGCAGCAGCCAUGGCGCACCAAAAGGAAGUGUCUGAUAGUUCAGAUAAUUCUUUUUCUUCUGCUUUGAUGUCUCCUAUCGAGCGUCGUAUCCGUCCUUACUGUAUUGAUAACCCUGACUGGGAGCAACCUGGGGCGUUGGUGGAGGAGAUCCGUGACGAGAAUGGCCUGGACAAGGUCAGCAGUAUCAUGUCUGUUUUUUCCAAGGUGUACGGCAUUGCCAAAGUUGUGUAUGUUGCAUUUGUGAGCUUUGGUGUCGAGCUUGACGACUUCCCCAUGGGCUUCCUGUUCCACAUCAAGCGUGCUGAAGACUAUGUGCGUUCCGUCUCUUUGGCCGAGCUGAAAGAAAUGGUCGAGAACCUAUACUAUGCCGUGUACGCCCGACUCAUCGCCGAAAUGGCCAAUGUCGAACUCUGCUCUUCGUUCACCGUCGACAUCCGUCGUGCCUCUGCGAAAGACACAAUCGUCCUACCCGAGCCCAGCCACAUGUACAAGAUCUUUCUGUCGUGCAAGGAAAUUCUCGACUCGCCCAGCAUCUGCAGUGAACUCAACAAACAUACCAUCCAAGCCUGCCAGGAAGGCUUCAUUCGUCGCAUCGCCAACCGCAUGUCAAACGGCGGCUUCUCCCUCGACGACGUCCUCGGUUACCGCCGCCACAUCCUAACCGAAGUCUCCAACGAGCUCUCCCCCUUUUGCCAGAAAUGGCACCGCCUCUCCGUCGUCUACCUCAUGCCAACCGCCGAGGUCCUCGCCAUCCUCUCCGAGAAAUACCUCGCCAUCAUGCCCAAGGCUCCCGUGCCCGGCGAAAUCUCCGUCUCCGACCUCCCCUUUAUCAACCCCGACACCAUCCGCCCGGACGUCUGGGAACGCCAGAUCAUCCUCGACCACCGCCAGGCUACACUCGCCAAGCUCGAAGGAAAGUCUAUUGGUGAUAUCCGCCGCGAAAACAACGGCCGCCGUCUGUUGGAUUUUGUCAAGGAGCGGAAGUGCGUGUGUCCGUCGACCUGCGAUUGUGCGCAUGAUUGCACCAUGAACAUCGAGCGCCCGUGUCCCUGUGCGCCGCGCAUGAUGCGGAUAAUGGUUGCUAAGCGUCGUCGGGGUCCGGGUGUGCAGCCUCUGAGCGAUAGGUGUAGCGGCCUGGCUAAGGCUAUCUUCGACGGUCUUGCGGUAAUUAGUCGUCACGUCGGGGACUCGCAGAUGGUUGAUGAGCUGGGUCUUGCUCUUCAGCUUAUCGAGGAGGAGAUUCAAAAGGAGCGCAUGGCUGAAUGA